UCAUCCCCGUGUCGAGACUACAUCCUUUAUACGCGUUAUGGGAAUACAUGUCUGUGUGUGUGGAUGUCAAGAUUUUAGUUACCUUAAAAGUCAAUCCAAGUUCAGUGAGAAAAGCUUUUUCUUCUUCUUCAUUCAUUAGAGGGAAAGAGAAAAGGGUGGGGGGUCUAUGCCCUACCACCAGCAGGGACUCACGUCUGACCCAGAUAUUCAAUCUUGAAUUGAGUCAAUUCCGAAUUCUUUUGGGCGUCGGUUUUUUAUUUUUUAAAUCUCAGACUAAACAUUUUUUCCCCGUUACGUACUAAUACGCAAGAAUUUCUUUCAGAAAACAAAAUCCUUUCACUCUUUCUGUGUGAGCUUCUUCAUCAUCAUUUCUCUUUUUCUCGGCCGUUAACUGGGUUACUCGGACUCUGCCCACCUUGUGUCAAAAAGAGAGAGAGACCCAUCGUCAUUUUUCCGUUGAAAAGCUUUUUAAAAGCCAGCAUCUUUUUCGGGAAAAAAACAAAACAACAAAAACCUGCAAAGAUCAGCCAAGACGAUUGGUUUUCCGUACAAGAAAAUGAUGAUGAUGAUAAUCGAGCUAAAAAGCUAAGAAAAACUUUCGCUCAUCACGUUUCGUGCACUCAUCGGGCAACAACAGAUCAACGAGGGCAAUACUAAGAUAUCGGGAAUUACUAAAUUUCUUCCACUAAAAAGAAAAGGGUCAAGUGAAAGUUCAGGUAUCAACAAUUAAGAAUUCUGAACUAUUCCGUUCCGACGGCAAAGCCCUGAACUAAUGGAACGGUGAAACAAAAAAAUUUUUCAAUUAAAAAAGAAGAGCGUCCGAAAGGAAAAAAAAGAAGACGACAACUUGUUACAAAAAUUAAGGGGCCUAAAAUCGAACGUUUACAAUGGGAAGGACCUCAUCACCCAGCCAUCAGCAGUUCCUUUUCGGUAUGUUGGCAUUGGGCGUGUUGAGCUGGAGCGUGAAUCCGGCAUUGGGGGCUGUUCGACGUCCGCCCAAUUACCACCAUGAUCACAUGCCCGAGACGUCGUUCACGUGCGCCGGUAAAGUCGUCGGUGGCUAUUACGCAGAUCCAGAUGCCGACUGUCAAAUGUUUCACGUCUGCGUCCAAGUCGACGAACAUGACGUGAGAGAUUUCAAAUUCAUGUGCCCAAACGACACAGUUUUCGACCAGGAGAAUUUCAUUUGUGCCAACUGGUUCGAAAUUGAUUGCCGUUCGUCCACAUUUUUCUAUGACAAGAAUUUGCAACUGUUUCAACCGAAUAUUGACCAAGAUAAAAACAAAACCACCGGCACCGGUAGCUCUUCGUCGACCGGUUCGGCAACCGAGGAACCAUCCGAGCAGCAAAAGAGGCAACAGGAGCAACAACUCAAACAGUUGAUGGUUCUAGAAGAACAACAGGCUGCCCAAGUACUCAAACAACAACAGGUGAUUGACCAGCACGAACGACGUCAACAAGAACACCAGAGAAAUCAAUUGCGAAUAAUUCAAGACCAGCAAAAACAACAAGAGAAACAACAAGGACGCAAGACCGCCGCCACUUCAACCCCCGCAGUUGCUCCACGUUCCAUCAGCGCUGACAAGGUGACGACAACGCCCAGCAGCGGUCAUUACGUGGAAGAAAAAGGCGAAGAAUCGGUGAUUGAAUACGAUUAUUACUAUUACGAUUACGACGAUAGUUUGGAGCAUGGCAAUUUCUACGCAAAUGACGACUACGAUCCGAAAGCUCCUGGACGGAUCAUCGAUCCUACCAACGCUCGACCUCCUCUCCUUCCCAUUAUCCCUCCAUCCACCUCGUCCUCUGUCGUCAAAGCCUCGACUCAAGUCGACGAUAAAACGAAACAUAAAUUAUAAAUUGCUGAAUAAAUAAUAAUUAAAUAAUAAUAAUCUUUUAAAGAAAAAAUGACGCCUUGUGUUGUAAGAAGAAAUUGUGUUUUUUUCCUUCACUCCUCCCUUUUUUCUAAAUAUUACUACUCCAUCCAUCCCCCCUCCCCAGUGAAUGGAAUUUAAUAAUAGCGUUACGCGCGAAAAAGCCUUCCCAAAUAAAAUUCUAAAAAUAAAUAAAUAAAAAAAGCUUUGUCUAUGUCGGCAAUUUGUACAGGUACGGAAAAAAAUAGCAAUAAAAAAAAUAUAUAUCUAAUGACAUAAUGCUGAUCCUCCCCUUUUAAAGACUCUUUUAUUUUUCCUUUGUGUGUGCAUGUUGUGUCUGUCCGUAUGUGAAAAACAAAAUGAAAAAAAAAUUAUAUUUUUGUUAAAAGUCCCACAAGAGGAGAGAAAAUUGCGUAACGGAAAUUGGUUGUCUUCAUGACGGCAAGGAAAUAAAAUUCAAAAAACGAAAA
Messenger RNA from Daphnia magna, 2341 nucleotides. RefSeq lists its product as uncharacterized. The transcript is spliced from 5 exons. Gene Ontology annotation, cellular component: extracellular region. Gene Ontology annotation, molecular function: chitin binding. The record is from RefSeq and is a predicted model, not a curated record. NCBI's taxonomy places the organism in Eukaryota, Metazoa, Arthropoda, Branchiopoda, Diplostraca, Daphniidae. Bases 888 to 1856 code for a protein of 322 amino acids.